Molecule: messenger RNA, 1404 nt
Organism: Fragaria vesca subsp. vesca
Lineage: Eukaryota; Viridiplantae; Streptophyta; Magnoliopsida; Rosales; Rosaceae
Product: carbon catabolite repressor protein 4 homolog 4-like
Exons: 10
Coding region: 51-1169 (372 amino acids)
Molecular function (GO): poly(A)-specific ribonuclease activity
Source: RefSeq, a predicted model, not a curated record
UCCUACCCAUUCUUCCCCAUUGCUCCUUCAGCAGGACUGUUUCGACCAAAAUGAGCUCAACACAAUCACCCAUCAAACUCCCAAGAUUUGUUUCUGUCGAAGACAGUGGCAUCUCUUCACUGACCAAGCCUGAUGAUGGUAUCAAGUUUAGUCUUGUGUCUUAUAACAUUUUGGCUCAGGCGUAUGUGAAGAGCUCCUUGUUUCCACACUCUCCACCUUCUCAUCUCAAGUGGAAAGCCCGCUCGCAGGCAAUUUUGACUGUUCUCAAGAACCUUGGAGCCGACUUUCUAUGCCUACAGGAAGUUGAUGAGUACAACAGCUUUUACAAAGGAAAUAUGGAGAGAAAUGGUUAUUCUAGUACUUACAUUCAGAGAAGUGGGCAAAAGCGUGACGGAUGUGGAAUAUUUUACAAGCAUCACAUAGCGGAGUUGGUGUUGGAGGAAAUUAUAGAUUACAAUGAUCUUGUAGACUCAAUUCAAGAGGGAAAAGUUCUGGGUGUUGAUAUACAAUAUGACAAGGAAGCUACUGCAAACAAAGAUCCUGGAUCCAAAAAUGGUUCAAAAUCAACAGGCACUCAGGAUCGUGGAGAUCCCAAUGAUCCCCGUGUCAGACUAAAACGUGAUUGUGUAGGACUUAUAGCAGCAUUCAAGCUUAAAAAUCCUUCACAAAAUGUUGUUAUAGUGGCAAACACACAUAUUUACUGGGAUCCAGACUGGGCAGAUGUUAAGCUAGCACAAGCUAAAUAUCUGCUAUCACGCUUGGCUCGUUUUAAAAAGUUGGUAUCAGAUAAGUUUGACUGCGCCCCAUCCUUAAUUUUAGCUGGUGACUUCAAUUCAACUCCAGGCGAUAAGGUUUACCAGCAUCUUACUUCUGGCAACUCUUCAUCUCCACCAGCGUUUGAUGCUCUUGAAGAUCUGCCUAUCCCUUUGUGCAGUGUCUACGCUUCUACAAGGGGUGAACCACCUUUCACGAAUUACACCCCUGGCUUCACAGGCACACUGGAUUAUAUAUUCUUUUCCCCAAGUGCCCACAUACAGCCAGUCAGUUUCCUUGAGCUUCCAGAACCAGAAUCCUCUGAUAUUAAUGGAGGAUUGCCAAACUUUAAUCACCCAAGCGACCAUUUACCAAUUGGUGCUGAGUUUGUGAUAUCCCAGGAACAAAUUCCUUGAUAAGGAAAAACACAGAUUAUUUAGUCUGUUUAGGCUUUUCUAUGAAACCUUACUGUUCAAUGUCUCCGUCAUAAUGAAAAACUAGUCAGUUUGAAUAUUCUUGCAUAGGAUUUCUUGUCAGGGCUUAGACAUUACGUUUAUACCUUGACUUCAUUCUUUCAUUCAUAUUGUUAUUACCUGGAUAUGGAACAGAUUGUAAUAUUUUUUUCGGUUGGUAAUUGAAUUGAAUUUAAAG